AUGAGGCCGGAGAGAGGUGGGGGUAUUUCGGUGAAGCUAAUGGGCGGCGGCGGCGGCGGCGGCGGACCACCGAGCCUAUGGAAGACGCCGACCCCGUACGUCUUUCUGGGCCUCGCCUUCAUGAUGGGCGUCAUCGCGGUGGCGCUGCUCGUGCUCAUCUGCACGCGCAAGAAGGCGUCAGCAUCGUCGUCCGACGAGAAGGCAGCGGCGGCGGCCCGAGCGCUCGUGCCGCUGGACCGGGAGCCCAAGGUCGUCGUCUUCAUGCCCGGCGACCACGCGCCGUCCUUCCUCGCCAGCGUCAAGCCGCUCGGCGGUGACGGCACGGCGGCAGUAGUGUAG
This is a messenger RNA of Miscanthus lutarioriparius, 339 nucleotides long. The record is from the annotation of a GenBank genome assembly. NCBI's taxonomy places the organism in Eukaryota, Viridiplantae, Streptophyta, Magnoliopsida, Poales, Poaceae.